AUGGGUCAAAUAUUCAGUGGGAUGUUUAGUAAGCUAUGGGGUAUCAACAAGGAAAUCCGGAUACUAAUCUUGGGGCUAGAUGGUGCUGGUAAAACUACCAUCUUGUAUCGUUUGCAAUUGGGUGAAGUCAUCAAAACAAAACCAACCAUUGGUUUCAAUGUCGAAACCCUCAGUUACAAAAACUUGAAGUUGAACGUCUGGGAUCUCGGUGGCCAAACUUCCAUCAGACCUUAUUGGAGAUGUUACUAUUCAAAUACCGCUGCGGUUAUAUUCGUGGUGGAUUCAACAGAUAAGGAUCGUGUGGAAACCGCUUCUAAAGAGUUGCACUUGAUGUUGAGAGAAGAAGAAUUACAAGAAUCAGCAUUGUUGGUGUUCGCCAACAAACAAGAUCAGCCGGGUGCCAUGACCGCUGCCGAAGUUUCAAAAAGCUUGAAUCUUACCGAAUUGAAAGAUAGAAGCUGGAGUAUUGUGGCAAGUAGUGCCAUCAAAGGUGAAGGGUUGACCGAAGGUUUGGACUGGUUAAUUGACGUUAUUAAGGAUGAACAACUUUCAUAA
This is a messenger RNA of Saccharomycopsis crataegensis, 555 nucleotides long. It is a transcript of the gene ARL1, whose product is annotated as Arf family GTPase ARL1. Bases 1 to 555 code for a protein of 184 amino acids. Gene Ontology annotation, cellular component: Golgi apparatus; cytoplasm. Gene Ontology annotation, molecular function: GTPase activity; GTP binding. Gene Ontology annotation, biological process: vesicle-mediated transport; intracellular protein transport. The record is from RefSeq and is a predicted model, not a curated record. The transcript has a single exon. Lineage: Eukaryota; Fungi; Ascomycota; Saccharomycetes; Ascoideales; Saccharomycopsidaceae.